Messenger RNA from Talaromyces stipitatus ATCC 10500, 1990 nucleotides. RefSeq names its product MIPC synthase subunit (SurA), putative. Gene Ontology annotation, biological process: mannosyl-inositol phosphorylceramide biosynthetic process. Lineage: Eukaryota; Fungi; Ascomycota; Eurotiomycetes; Eurotiales; Trichocomaceae. The record is from RefSeq and is a predicted model, not a curated record. The transcript has 3 exons. Bases 414 to 1220 code for a protein of 268 amino acids. Gene Ontology annotation, molecular function: mannosyltransferase activity.
UCAAACACUUACUACACUAGUUCACUAUUCAACGACUACGUACUUUGUUUUAAUCUGGCUUCCUUUGUGUGGGUUGCAUACUUUCGGUUCCUCCGUUCCAUCGGGAUUUGAAUGUUUAUCUCCAGGUCGAACGAGCUAAUUCACUUAAUCAGCGCUUGUUCAAUUCGUCGAAUGCGAAGCGCGCAGCUCAUCCAUUGACGACCCGUUACGUGAUCGCUAUACAGUUAUAUACCUCAUAGGAUUGUUCCAAGUCGAUUUCCUCUCUCCGAUUUUUAUAUACCUCAUGUUUACACCGCACGACAAUCAACUCUCGUGAUCCUAAUAACUCGUGUCGCGGGCAUUCAACCCCCUCCGCCUCUCCUUUCCCGCUUCGUUGGAACAGCUCACCUUUCGAACUUUGAAUCGCUAGCAUAAUGCGGCGCGGAGUAGUUCUCUUCAUUCUCGUCAAUGUCCUCAUCCUCAGUUUUCUCGUCAGGAGCGUAUUUACACUCCUGACGCUGUUAGUGGAGGAUGCCUCUGCGGACGCUAUACACCGAUCCGACAUUCCCUCUCCGAAUUCGAGUCUUAUUGAGUCUAGACCUCAAAUAAUACCCAAAAUCAUUCACCAAACUUAUAUAAAUGAGUCAAUCCCUGAGCAUUGGAUUGAGCCUCAACAAUCAUGCAUUAAUCUUCAUCCUGAUUACGAAUACAAGCUGUGGACAAAUGAAAAGUCGAGAGAGUUUAUCGCAAAAGAAUAUCCAUGGUUUUUAGAAACGUUCGACGGCUACCGUUACCCGAUUCAGCGGGCGGACGCUAUCCGCUAUUUUGUGCUAGCAUACUACGGCGGUACUUAUAUCGACUUGGAUGAUGGCUGCCAACGUCGUCUUGACCCUCUUCUUUCCUACCCCGCAUGGGUUCGCCGAACGAAGCCGACUGGAAUUUCAAACGAUGCCAUGGGCGCCGUUCCUCAACAUCCUUUCUUCUUGCGCGUGGUCGAGUCCCUCCAAGCCUACGAUAAGCAUUGGUUCCUGCCAUAUAUUACAGUGAUGUACUCGACAGGCCCGUUGUUUUUGUCUGUCGUUUGGAAAGAGUACAUGGCCGAAUCGUUUGGUAUGGACAGAGUCCGCGUUUUGAUGCCUGAUGAAUAUAACCGAUUCUCUUGGAGUUUCUUCACCCACCAUGUCGGCAACAGCUGGCAUGGAGCCGAUGCACAGUUGAUUUUCUGGGUAUGUCAAUCUUAAGAAUGGUGGAGUUGCGCCUCGAACUAAUAAUUGAUUAGAUGUGUCGUUAUUGGGUCUUGUUGACCGUCGUCGGCUUCACUCUCGCUGGCUGCGUCGGAUUCUGUAUGUGGGUAGUAUACCGACGUUUACUAUUACUCGGACACCGUUACCGCUACACGAGACUCGCACCCGGCGGUAUAUCAGUUUCGAAAAUACGUCGACGACCAUUUGCCAGAAUGCCUAGAUUUUUCCGACGCAUAAGUUCGUCAUCAAUAUAUUCAGACGAAGAAUCGGGCCGCAAAGAAGGAGCCUAUUCUGAAUGAACAAACAAUGACCCCAAUAGGAAUACUGCGCUUUGACAUGCCUCGACAUAUAUGCGCUCUACUUCUUUUUGCUUAUAAUGACCAUAGAACAGCGCCUUGCCCUUCUUCCAGUCUUGACAACAUCUUUGGUCAGACUUAUCAUCCGAUGACAAAAGAACACAAUAUAUCUUGUCUCUUACCCUACUCUGCUCUUUAGCAUUUGCAUAUCAAUGACCCCCAAAACAUCUUUUGAAACGAACAACACAACAGCAAUUCUUACCCAAAGUGGUUUUUUUUGGAAACGGAUUUCACGGCCUCGCUUCCCCUCUUUUCUGCUUCUUGUUCUUUUUUUUCCCUUAUAGUAUUAUAACUUUUAGUAUCGUUAUACUCUUUUGUGUGUAUAUUUUUGCUUGCUGGUGGUUGUUGGUGUUGGAUAUUGAUGUUGGUCAUUGAUUGGCGCUUUUUGGGAAUAUAAAUUUUUUUGACUCU